AAUGUAUAUGUGCUCAUAGAAGCAUGAGGCUUGACAGAGGUGACAUUGAAGGCUUUGUAAAUCUUUUGUUUUCGUGUCACGCAUAAAAAUGGACAAGAACAAGAACAAAAAGAGACACAAGGCUUUGCUGGAACAGCAGGACCAGUAAUUCUUCAAAAAGCUCUGUUUUUAUCAGGUUCCCAAAUCACACUACAGAUCUCAAUCUCAGAAGUUUGCCAUCUACCGUCAACCUCCAUGUCAGUGGCCCCGGUACAAGUUACAACAUCUCCCAAGGAGGAAAUCUCUGCCAGUGGGGACUCUCCAGAGGUGGAAUGCCCCGUGUGCUACCAGGAAUAUGAUCAGGAUCGUAAACUCCCACGUAUGCUAGAAUGUCUCCAUGUUUUCUGCACCGAAUGCCUUCAUAAUAUCCAGCUGUCUCCUCUCCACCCACCUGAUCCCAACAGCCCUCCAUCCAUCUCCUGUCCCUUGUGCCGCCACUCCACCCCACUAGAAGGUGGCGAUGCACACUCCCUCCCGUGCAACUCCCGUAUCCUUGCACAUCUACCUCCUGUAACUUUUCGUCUGCCUGUGUCAGUCUCCACCCGGAUGGGUACUGUCACUCAAAGGGUGAUCCUGUCUCUGGAGUCACGAGAUGCCCGGUUUAUUAUUUUACCGACAGUCAGCCUACGGGUGGAGCAGAUGGGCGAGGUCUCAAGCACCCCCGAGUCUUUAGCAGGUCCAGUGGAGGGGUUUAGGAGGAGAAAAAAUCUGAUGUGUGUCCAGAUGAUGGUUGUGAUAUUUUGGAUGCUUUUUGUCCUAGCCUGUGUGGUGGGAGUGCUGUUCGGCCCUAAUUUGUUCCAUAACUGAAAGAUGGAAAAAAAAAACAUAAUAUAAACUAAUUCAUCUAUUAUAUAAAAAUUGAAUGCAAAAUGAUUCAGAUUAAUUCACACAACCUCAAAAUCUACUGUAUAGUAUGGUAUUUUAUGUGUGUGUGUGUGUGUGUGUGUGUUUUAAUAAGAUUUGACAUGUUUGAAUUUCAUCACUACCUUCACUUUUGUAGCCUUAAUUCCAUUGCCAAAUUCUGUGAAUCCAUAUAGUAUGCCUUGGCUGUCAAAAUAUCUAUUUCUUCAUAACCUCCUGGAAUUCAGACAUUUAUUUCACAUUAUUUAAAUGAAUUCCAGUCUCCCUCCCAGAUGUAUACAUUUAAAAAAUUGUCAUUUUGGCAAAAUAUGAAAUGAAUCUAUCCGUACUCUACUGACUAUUGUGGUAACGAGCAGUACUAAGGGAGUGAAAUAAGAGAGACAUGCUGCCCUCUAGUGGAUAUUAUAGAAACAGCCAUUUGGGAAGAGUUUACACUAGCUGACUCUUCAAGGCUCAUGUUGUCUUUGGAAGAAUGAUGAUUCUAGCUUUAUUUAGUGAAAUCGCCUGUUGUGGUAUAUUAUUUUGAACCUUUAAGGAUAUUUUUCUGAUGUUACAUUUAACCCUCGUUUUCGGAGAGUUUAAUGAAUGAUGCUGUAGCAUAAGAGCUGGAUAAUGAACCCUUUUCAUUCAUGUGUUGUGGCCCUACCAGGACUGAUGUUUCUAAAAGUAUGUAAUAAAAUCAAUGUGGUUUAAAAUCUAAGUAGUGGUUAUGAUAUCUUAAUUAUAAGUAGUCUAGUCCAUAUGCAUUAAAACUGGUGGCACAUGGUCCUCAACUUUCUAAAUACAACCUUUUUAAAUAGAAUUUUGGAGUUGUCAAUUCAGUUCAAAACUCUGAAAUUUUACUUGAUUAAUGUGAUUAAUUACACUGCCCUUAUCUCUGUGUGUGUUAAGACAAUGAAUUGCCCAGGAGGGGCAAAAGAGCAUGCUGGGAUGGCACCUAAUUAUAAAUAGGACCAAGUUGUAUUUGCCGAAUAUCUAAUUUGACCCUUGUUGUGAAAUGACGUUGUACAUACUGUAUUAGCUUUAUGUUCCAUACGAGUGAUUUGAACAAAACAGCUGGAAUAUAUAACAAUAAAGAUAUUCUAAACUUGA
Molecule: messenger RNA, 1992 nt
Organism: Hemibagrus wyckioides
Lineage: Eukaryota; Metazoa; Chordata; Actinopteri; Siluriformes; Bagridae
Product: RING finger domain-containing protein
Exons: 2
Coding region: 235-846 (203 amino acids)
Biological process (GO): protein ubiquitination
Molecular function (GO): ubiquitin protein ligase activity
Source: RefSeq, a predicted model, not a curated record